Molecule: messenger RNA, 855 nt
Organism: Caenorhabditis remanei
Lineage: Eukaryota; Metazoa; Nematoda; Chromadorea; Rhabditida; Rhabditidae
Exons: 1
Coding region: 1-855 (284 amino acids)
Source: RefSeq, a predicted model, not a curated record
AUGACCGCCUCUACCGUCCAAUCAACCUCGUCAUCUUCCGGAUCAGUUCCCGCUGUCACAUCAAAUUCUGCUAUCUUCCGUGCUUUUCCUUCUUGCUUGGCCGUCUAUGCUCCUCUGAGGACAGUAUCCAAAAGAGAGUGGAACACAAGUCUCAACAUGCACCUGGCCGAAGACUUUAUUUUACUGAAGCAGAAGAAGCAACAUAAGAAGAUUGUCAAUGAGAUUCUUACUCCAGACCUCCCGGAAGACGUGGUUGAGAGUGUUUGGGGAUGUUUCAAAGGAGAUAUCAAAUCGUCGGAUGAUGUUCCAGUCAAGAAGGAAAUCGAGAUCCAGAGGCAAGCUGAUAAGAAGAAGAAUCCAAGUGUCACUGAUGUUCCAAUCAAGAAACAAUUCAACUGCCAAAAGAAUACUACCAAUAUGGAUAAGAAGAAGAAUCAAAUGGUUACGUUGAAACUCAUCACUCCUUCUUCAAUCUCUAUUCGGGCCUAUCCGAUCUUCCCUUCUUCCAAUACCAACAAGGAUGCUGCUCACUGCUCCACCACAUCUUCACCUAGUCCAUUCACCAUUGAUACGUCCGUCCCUCCACCGUCCUUCCUCACACCGCCUACAUCUGGACCCGCUUCCCCAACCACUACUACCAAGUCUCCAUCAUUCGCCUUCAACAUGGGAGUCGUCAAUGCACCAACUGCAGGAGUCAAGGUUGCCAAGAGGGAUCUAUCGGGUUCUGGAGAUGCUUUUGAGAUGAUCAUCGAUCAUAGCAAGCCAAAGAAGGUGAAAAUCUUCUCCCCAGAAGAAGUCAAGAAGCAGGAAAGUCUGGUUGACGAAUGGAAGCGCAAAAUUUUGGAGUCUCAGUGA